CAACUUCACCUUACUGGAAAUGCAAGCAUGACAGCUACAAUCUCUCUCGUUCCUGUGCAGUUUAAUGGAUUCAUUAAGUCGCCAAUUAUCACAUUGCCACCAUUUAAGGUUUUGGAGUCGUCUUCAAACAAAACAUCAUCAGCGCCUACUUCUGCAGGAUUUUUCCAUCUGGGAUCGCAGCUCGGCGCAGCAUCUUCGCAUACCCGUCAACAUGUAGCCUAUUUCGUUUUCGCGAAC
Molecule: messenger RNA, 237 nt
Organism: Cylicocyclus nassatus
Lineage: Eukaryota; Metazoa; Nematoda; Chromadorea; Rhabditida; Strongylidae
Source: the annotation of a GenBank genome assembly